Linum trigynum is the source of this 2053-nucleotide messenger RNA. The record is from the annotation of a GenBank genome assembly. NCBI's taxonomy places the organism in Eukaryota, Viridiplantae, Streptophyta, Magnoliopsida, Malpighiales, Linaceae.
CCAAUUCCUUUCUCCUUCCUUACUAUCAAUCAAUUUUCCUCCAACACAAAUGAAAAACAGAGGUGGAGAAGACAUGGCCGCCGCUUCACUCUCUCUUCUCUUCGUCACUCUCCUCUUCCACUCCCAUGCCCCGGCCACCGCCGCCGACGUACCCAACAGGGGCGCAUUGGAGAUCAUCAUCGGCGGCGAAACUCCCUAUCCGCCGGAUUACGGCGAUUGCCCUCCACCGCCUCCUCCUCCCGAACCAAUUUGCCCACCUCCGGCCAAUUUCCAUUAUCCUCCUCCACCACAGCAUCCUCCUCCGACUCCAAGCCCGCCUCCGCCGACUCCCAAACCAUCUCCGCCUCCUCCGCCUCCCAAACCCUCUCCUCCGACUCCGGGAUUCGAGAACGAGCGAAUCGCCAAGGCCUUCAAGGUAAUACAGAGAUUCAGGAAAAAAAUCAAAUGCGAUCCGCAACGCAUUACCGAUUCCUGGCAAGGAAACGACGUCUGCAGCUACAAAGGCUUCCGAUGCGCCAUCCGCCCGGACAUCAACACGAAAGCCGUCGCCGCCGCCGAUUUCAACGGCUACGGAUUCGGCGGCAACGGAGACGACCUCCCGCUCCAAGGGUUCCUCGACGAGCUCGACGACCUCACCCUGUUCCACGCCAAUUCCAACAACUUCACCGGCAAGAUCCCGCCCAACCUCGGCUCCAAGAUCAAGUACUUCUACGAAAUCGACCUCAGCAACAACAAGUUCGCCGGCGGUUUCCCCCACGAGAUCCUCGACGCCCACAACGCCUCCUUCAUCGACCUCCGGUACAACCGAUUCUCCGGCAGCGUCCCCAGCAGGAUCUUCCAGCAGGAUCUCGACGUCCUCUUCCUCAACAACAACGGAUUCACCGGCCCGCUCCCCGAGACCGUCGGCGACACCCCGGCCCUGUACCUCACCUUCGCCAACAACCGAUUCUCCGGACAGAUUCCUAAAAGCAUCGGCAGGUGCAAGAGCCUGCUGGAGGUGUUGUUCCUCAACAAUCAGUUCUCCGGCUGCUUGCCCACCGAAAUUGGGAACCUGACCCAGGCGAGGAUAUUCGACGCUGGGGGUAACAAGCUCACCGGCCCAAUCCCCCACUCCUUCGCUUGCUUGGCGGACAUUAAAGACCUCAAUUUGGCGAGGAACCAGCUGUACGGCGCCAUUCCAGAGAGCGUCUGCCAGCUACCGAAGCUCGCCAAUCUGUCGCUUUCCUCGAAUUACUUCACCCAGGUGGGGCCCGCUUGCCGGGAUCUCAUCAAGAAGAAGGUUCUGGAUGUCCGCCACAACUGUAUUCUGGAUCUCCCGGGGCAGAGGUCGGCGGCGGAAUGCGGGAUGUUCUUCUCCAACAAGCACACUUGCCCCAACGAGAAGACGUUGAUGAGCUACGUCCCCUGUAAGAGCGGCUCCGGCGGCGGGAAGAAUUCCCACCAACAAUCGACGACGGCGGCGGCAGAGGAAUUGUCGACGGCUCCGGCGCCGUCGUUUACAUAUCAUGCUUUGAGGCCGCACAUGUUGAGAUGAGGCGGGAGCAGUAAGUGGUGUUUUUACUUUUUUGUCCUUUUACAAUUGUGUCGGUGGUGCUGGUUCAAUUGGCCAGAGACUACUUUUCCCCCUAUUUUUACUGUUUGAUUUGGGUUUAGUAGGGACUUUCCGCGUAUACAUAAAAUUGGCGGGAAUUUUCUUGCGUUUUUGUUGUUCUAGUCUUUGUGUUUUCUUCGUGAUGUACCAAUAAUCCGUUGCUAAUCCAAAUUGCAGUUCUAAGGAACUAUUUCACAUUUAUCAGAAUUUUACAGCUUUUCGUAUGAGUUGCUCAUAGUUAUAUUUCUGUCCAUUUCUCAUUCUAUAUUUCCGCUUUGAAAUUUAUAUUAUUCAUGGAAGGAUUAUAUCCGGAAAUCUAAACACAUAUGAUAUGAUUCUUUACGAUUUAGCUAGACCUAGUGUAAGAUGAAAAAGGGCAGUUAGUGAAAUUCAUUGUGGAUUACUCUGUAAUGGCGUGCAUAGUAAAUCGAUGGAGAUAUUGAUUAAACUUUGAAAGUUAAA